AUGACGAUAGCUCUUGACGAAAACUAUUUACCCUCGAAUGGAUUCGCUGCCAAACAAUUUGGAGUAAUGGAAGUUGAAGUUAAUUCGCAGCUUAUCGCUAGCUCGAAAAAUACUUGUGAGUACUUCUUGGCUGACUUCAUUACAAAAUACGCGAACUUCAACCGCGACUACAUCACUACUGGUUUUCAGAUGGAAGGAUAUUAUGACCAUCAGAUCUAUAAUUAUCUCGAAAAUGCUGAUGAUAAAGCAUACGUCGCUAAGCUGCGUCGCCCUCAAUGCUUGUAUGAUCCCGCAAGCAAAAAAUACAUUUACGAGCUCAUAUUUUUCCCAAGUAAUGGAUUUUGUUUGGAUAACAAGCCGCUCCCGCUAAAUACAAGCUUGAAAUUGAAAUUUAACAGACUAAACGCAGGCUUCUCGACAUAUUUCUUGUCGCCUGAUGGAGAGAAAGUAAAUACCGGAGUACAUUACAAUAAACCUCUCGAAAUUAAAGAUUGCUAUGCUCUGUGCGAGUACGUUUCAAGCCCCUCGAUGAGAAACUACUUUACUCGAAUUAGAUCAAAGCCAAUUACAUAUAAAUACGAUGAAGUAACUGUUUCUACACGGACUAUUCCAUCUGGAACAGAGAGUAUUACUCUCCACAAUAUAAAGGGAGGAAAUACCCCAGCAUAUUUUUUCUUUGCGUUGACACCAACAGACGCAUUCCAAGGGCAAGGAGAUCUCGAAACGACAAGCUUUGGGUUCCAUCAGGAUUUAACUUCGAUAAAUCUUACUUUGAAUGGUCAAUCAUGCAUGGGAUAUCCUCAGCGAAUAACAAAUGAAAUGCCAAUUUGGCCAUAUUACAAAUUGAUGGAAAUUCUGGAUCGUCUUGUUAACACAAAAUGUCCAUCAUCGAUCGGUUUGGACACUUACAAGACCUGUGCAAUCUUUGGUCACGAGUUCAUGGGGACUGAAGAGAGUCAGGGAUGGCUUAAUCUAUCCCUCGACUUCAAAAAUAGUACGACUAAAAACCAAACGCUUGUCAUGUGGAGCGUUCAUCGCGUCAAAGUUGGAAUUGACGAGCAUGGAAACGUAGAAAAAGAAAUCCUUUAA
Oikopleura dioica is the source of this 1089-nucleotide messenger RNA. The record is from the annotation of a GenBank genome assembly. Lineage: Eukaryota; Metazoa; Chordata; Appendicularia; Copelata; Oikopleuridae.